AUGCAUACAGUCCCUCAGUUGAAAGAUAAAUCCCUCUUCAUUGAAAGGUGCUAUGUCAAUGGAGAAUGGGUUGACGCGAAGUCUGGUGAGACCUUUGAAGUACAUGGUAAUUACUUUGUCCAGCCGUUGAACUACCCCUCGACUGGUAAACUUAUUGGUACAUGCCCGGAGUUCACGCCUGUCGAUACGCAGAAAGCGAUUGAUGCCGCUGUUGCUGCAUUCCCGGCUUUCCGAAAAACUACUGCCCGUGAACGUGCCCGAAUGCUCCGAAGAUGGCAUCAGUUGAUGAUGGAUAACGCUGAAGACCUGGCCACUUUGAUUACCUGGGAAAACGGGAAACCAAUGGUUGAUGCAAAAGGGGAGGUGAACUACGCAGCAAGCUUUUUCGAAUGGUUUAGCGAAGAGGCUCCCAGAAUCUACGGCGAUACUAUUCCAGCUACCGUCCCUGGUAACAGAAUUAUGACGAUCAAAGAGCCUGUCGGUGUCUGUGGCUUUAUUACACCUUGGAACUUCCCUGCGGCUAUGAUCACCAGAAAAAUAGCCCCGGCAUUGGCUGCAGGUUGUACUGUCGUGGCCAAAUCACCUGGAGAGACGCCAUUCACAGCAAAUGCUAUUGCUGAGCUGGCCACCCGUGCGGGGAUUCCAAAGGGCGUGGUAAACAUAGUUACUGCACUGAAGAAUACCGCAGAUAUCGGUCUAUGCCUUACAACUGCUCCGGAGAUCCGCAAAGUGUCUUUCACAGGCUCAACGGCAGUAGGAAAACUGCUUAUGAAGCAAUCCGCCUCUACCAUGAAGAAACUGUCCUUUGAACUGGGAGGUAAUGCACCAUUCAUCGUAUUCGAUGAUGUUUCCAGCAUAGAUGCUGCAGUAGCCGGCGCAAUUGCAUCCAAAUUCCGCAGCUCAGGCCAAACUUGCGUGUGUGCUAACCGCAUCUACGUUCAAAAGGGCGUCUAUGAUGAAUUCGUCGCUAAAUUCUCAGAAAAAGUGGGAGGUUUCACUUUGGGCCACGGAUUCAACGAAGGGGUCACACAUGGACCUGUCAUACAUUCCCGUGCAAUUGAUAAGGUACAUGAGCACGUCAGCGAUGCACAGUCAAAAGGUGGCAAAGUGAUUAUAGGUGGACAAAGAGCUCCUGAGCUUGGGUCAAAUUUCUUCUUCCCUACCGUCAUCACUGAUAUGACAAAAGAUAUGCGAAUGGCAUCUGAAGAAACAUUCGGCCCCGUAGCCGGUAUUUAUCCUUUCGGGACCGAGAAAGAAGUAGUGGAACUUGCGAAUACGGCCGAAGUUGGUCUUGCUGGCUACUUCUUUAGUGAGGAUGUCCACCGCAUCUUCCGUGUUGCUGAGGCCUUGGAGGUCGGCAUGGUUGGCGUUAACACUGGAAUUAUCAGCGACACUGCUGCCCCAUUUGGUGGUGUAAAGGAGAGCGGAUUUGGCCGCGAGGGAAGCAAAUAUGGAAUUGACGAGUUCCUUACUAUCAAGACGGUAACAUUUGGUGGUAUGGGAGGUGAUCUCCAGAUAAAAAGGAAGCCUUCGGUAUCGGGACAUAUAUCCGCAAAUACCGAUCCUCCUCCAAUUUCUACAGCUCGUGGAUGA
Molecule: messenger RNA, 1593 nt
Organism: Microsporum canis CBS 113480
Lineage: Eukaryota; Fungi; Ascomycota; Eurotiomycetes; Onygenales; Arthrodermataceae
Product: succinate-semialdehyde dehydrogenase
Exons: 6
Coding region: 1-1593 (530 amino acids)
Biological process (GO): GABA catabolic process
Molecular function (GO): succinate-semialdehyde dehydrogenase (NAD+) activity
Source: RefSeq, a predicted model, not a curated record